Messenger RNA from Macrobrachium nipponense, 1683 nucleotides. RefSeq names its product isatin hydrolase-like. Bases 164 to 823 code for a protein of 219 amino acids. The transcript has 6 exons. NCBI's taxonomy places the organism in Eukaryota, Metazoa, Arthropoda, Malacostraca, Decapoda, Palaemonidae. The record is from RefSeq and is a predicted model, not a curated record. Gene Ontology annotation, molecular function: arylformamidase activity.
ACAAAGGUGACAAAUGAAGUUAACCCGUAGACGCUGUAACAGGAAGGAAGCUGGCAAAGAAUAGGCUCGGCCACGCUCACUAGUGCAAAGCUCCAGUUUGUCAUCGGCUGUUUUUGGGAUCAGAAGGACGUUGCUGCUGCAUGCAGCAUCUCUGAUCAUCAGAAUGAAAUUCGUUUCGCUGCUGUUAACAGCAGUACUUGGAAUUUCUACAGCUGCAGCAGAACUCUUCGAACUUUCCUACACGUACAAUAAGGACGCUCCGACAUCGAGCAAACUCAGUCCUUUUGUUCACAAGCAGAUAAAGAAAGGUUACGACAAGCUAGGAUUCUGGGUAGAAUUGAAUGACUUCUGCACUUCCGAACACUCUGGGACGCAUAUCGAUGCUCCCGUUCAUUUUGCCGAGCAUUCCUGGGCUUUGGAAGCUAUUCCUAUUAGACGUUUAUGGAGAGUACCAGCCGUGGUGAUCGACGUCUCGAAGAAUAUCAAGCCAGACCAACCGAACUACGAGGUGAAAGUCAAAGAUUUCGAGGAGUGGGAGGCUGUCCACGGAGUAAUUCCUGAUGGCAGCCUAGUCCUCGCCCGCACAGGAUGGGGUGCUAAGGUCAAUACACUUAGCCAAUAUUUAGGGCUCGAUGGCAAUAAUAAUCAAAACUUCCCAGGUCUCGGCAAAGGUGCUGCCGAGUGGCUACUCAACCAUCGCAAAAAGCACGGCCAUAAAACUGGUGUGGUUAGAUUGGCAUCGAUACAAUAUCAGUGGAUGUUGGAAGUCUGUGAGAUAUCCAUCCCAUGUGACACUGUACAAGGAAAACAUCUAUGGCAUUGAAAAUAUGGCUAAUCUUGACAAGUUACCAGUCAAAGGAGCUUUGGUUACAGUGCUUCCGUGAGGAUUGGUGGAGAAGUGGAGCCCCUGCCAGAAUCAUUGCUGAAGUGGGAGAGGCCAGCAGUGCACCAAGCCCUCUUCCAUCAGUUCUGUGCUAGUGGUAAUGAUUGGUGCAGUUCUUGCCAAAGAAAUCAUUGGUGCUUAGUGGAUUUGAUUUUGUAUCGUCUCUGUCACAACAGGUACUAUGGUAUGCUUACUGCAUCUAGAUAGGAAGGACAACAUCUUUGUUUACACUUACUCUUAUUGGCAAUUAUCUUUUAUGAUUAUUUUAUAAUAUCAAGAAAGUUAUUGAUUCUGUAAUUAGCAUUAUUUAGCUUGAUCUGUAGGAAGGUGCUGAGCCAGUAUUCGAAUGCGUGUUCAGACACUGGAUAUUUUUAAGGAGAGUAGAACUGGGAUAUGUUAUACUGUUGCUCUUAACUUUCUUGUUAUCAAAAUUUCAUAUAGUAUAUUUGAACUAAGGUUAUAGUGUUGAGGGAGUACAGUCAACUUGGAAAAGUUUUGUGGCGUGACAGAGUCCCCAGGUAUAUAAGUGUGAAUUGGUCUUUACCACAAGACUUCAUAAUUAUGUGAUUUAAUCUUGUUAGUAUAUGCACCAUGUCUCCUUUUGGUGAUGUCCAUUUUGUAGCUGAUCUUCUUGAAAGCUUGAACAUAAUUUCUUCAGACCAUGCCUAUUAAAUAUCAAUAUUCGAAACAAAAAUGAUGCGGAAUUGUUACAAAUUACAGUAAUUUUAUUUGUUUCCAUAUAAUAGUGAGAUUGUGAAAUUUAUUUUUCUCUGAUUAAUUAUUUUCUGCCCAGAUCUUGA